Nestor notabilis (Kea) is the source of this 3564-nucleotide messenger RNA. It is a transcript of the gene CASZ1, whose product is annotated as castor zinc finger 1. NCBI's taxonomy places the organism in Eukaryota, Metazoa, Chordata, Aves, Psittaciformes, Psittacidae. Gene Ontology annotation, biological process: positive regulation of transcription by RNA polymerase II; regulation of neuron differentiation. The record is from RefSeq and is a predicted model, not a curated record. Gene Ontology annotation, cellular component: nucleus. Gene Ontology annotation, molecular function: DNA-binding transcription factor activity, RNA polymerase II-specific; RNA polymerase II transcription regulatory region sequence-specific DNA binding. The transcript has 13 exons. The coding region runs from base 37 to 3564 and encodes 1175 amino acids.
ACUAUAUGCACUGACGCAGCCUCAGGAAAACCCACAAUGGCUGCCAAGCGCAAAGGCGGCCUGAAGCUAAAUGCCAUCUGUGCCAAGCUGAGCCGCCAGGUCGUCUUCGACCACGGGGGAGCCGAACAGGCACGGGCGGACAAGGGCCCGCAGCGGGAGAGCAGCAACAAGGACCUGCCUCAGCCCGGGACCAAGGAGCUGGGGAGUGAGUUCUCAGAUGGGCUCAGCCGCGUGCAGAAGAUUGAGGAGGACAAAAGGAGGGAGGUGAUUGAGAAGUGGGUGAACGGGGAAUACAACGAGGAGCCCUUGCUGGGGCGAGCGGAGGGCAAGGAAUGUAAGGAGAGCGCGGAGGUGCCCCCUGAAGGGGUUUACAUGGUGCAGCCCAAGGGCUGCAGCGAUGAGGAAGAUAACGGGGACGAGGCAGACACUCUGAGGAGCUCGCAGGAUGGCAACUUCUUGGAUGACAGGGAUUCAGACGGGCCGGCCUUGAAGGACGAUGCCUACCGGUCCUCCAGAACUGCCUCAGGGGAAGCUUCAUCGCUGCGAGAUUACGCGGCCACCACCAUGAAUGAGUUCCUGGGCAUGUUUGGCUACGACGACCAGAACAUGCGGGAUGAGCUGGCCCGAAAGAUCAGCUUUGACAAACUGAAUGCUGCUACCUCAGAGGCCCCUGCAACUGCUGCCUCUCUCCCUGGUGAAGAUGCCAUGAGCAAACGAGCCCGCUUCUCCAAGUAUGAGGAGUACAUCCGCAAACUGAAAGCUGGAGAGCAGCUCUCUUGGCCCAUGCACUUGGCCAAAUCUGAGGAGUUGGGCUCCAAGCUGGGCAAAGAAACUUCCUCAGUGCUGGCACAGCCCAUUCGGGUGCCAGGCGCAGAUGCCUCCAUGCUGACGGAGACCAAAGCCACCAUCCUGCCGCUGCCCUCUCCCAGCAGUUCCCAGAUGCAGGGCCUCAUGUCACGGACCUCCAAAUAUGACUUCUUCAUUCAGAAGCUGAAGACAGGUGAGAGCAUCAGGCCACAAAACGGCAACACUUACAAGAAGGCCUCCAAGUAUGACCUAGAAAACGUCAAGUACUUGCACCUUUUCAAGCCUGGAGAAGGAAGCCCAGAUAUGGGAGGAGCCAUCGCCUUCAAGACAGGCAAGGUAGGCCGGCCUUCCAAGUAUGAUGUGAGGAACAUUCAGAAGCUUACUCCAGUAAAAGCUCCAACACCCAGCCUGGCCCCUGCUCCCCUCGCCAGUACCCCCAGCAGCACUCCUGUGGCUGGGCCAGAGCAGUCCGUCUCAUUGCCAUUCAACACUCCUGAGUACCUGAAAUCAACCUUCUCCAAGACAGACUCCAUCACAACUGGAACAGUCUCUACAGUAAAGAAUGGAUUACCCACUGACAAACCAGCUGUCAGCGAAGAUGUAAACAUUUACCAGAAGUAUAUUGCCAGGUUCUCUGGCAGCCAGCACUGUGGACACAUACACUGUGCAUACCAGUAUAGAGAACAUUACCACUGCCUUGACCCCGAGUGCAACUAUCAGAGGUUCACUAGUAAACAGGAUGUGAUUCGGCAUUACAACAUGCACAAGAAACGGGAUAAUUCCCUCCAGCACGGCUUCAUGCGCUUCAGCCCCUUGGAUGACUGUAGCGUGUACUACCAUGGCUGCCACCUGAAUGGGAAAAGCACACACUACCACUGCAUGCAGGUGGGUUGUAACAAGGUCUAUACAAGCACCUCGGACGUGAUGACCCAUGAGAACUUUCACAAGAAGAACACGCAGCUCAUCAACGACGGGUUCCAGCGGUUCCGUGCCACAGAGGACUGCGGCACUGUGGAAUGCCAGUUCUACGGGCAGAAAACCACUCACUUUCACUGCAGGCGACCUGGGUGUACAUUCACCUUCAAGAACAAGUGUGACAUUGAGAAGCACAAGAGCUACCACAUCAAAGAUGAUGCCUAUGCCAAGGACGGCUUCAAGAAGUUCUACAAGUAUGAGGAAUGCAAGUAUGAGGGCUGUGUCUACAGCAAGGCCACCAAUCACUUCCACUGCAUAAGGGCAGGCUGUGGCUUCACCUUCACCUCCACCAGCCAGAUGACCUCCCAUAAACGCAAGCAUGAGCGCCGGCACAUCCGGAGCUCGGGAGUGCUGGGCCUGCCUGCCUCUCUUCUGGGGUCCAAGGAUAAUGAGCAAGAGGAGUCCAGUAAUGAUGACCUUAUUGACUUCUCCGCUAUGAGCUCAAAGAACUCCAGCCUGAGUGCCUCCCCCACUAGUCAACAGUCUUCCGUUUCUCUCAUAGUCCCAGCUGCACCUUCCUCUGUUGCUGAGCUCGCUUCCUCACAGGCCAGCAAGUCUGCCAACAGCAUGACACCAGCCACCAAGAUCUCUGGCCUGCUCUCUCAGGCUCUUCCCAGCAAUAUACCCUUGGCCCUGGCACUCUCCAACUCAGCACUUCCUGGAACAGCUGGAUCCUUCUUCCCCAUCAUCCCCAGUCGGGUCUCUACACCACUUCCUGCCAGCUCAGCUAAUCUGAUGACUGCUGGUUCUUCUGGCACCAAUCCAACAUCAUCUGCUUCUACAGAUUCCUCAUCCCAGGCCAUAUCAGGAUCUGGCGAGCCAGCAGCUACUUCUUCCCCAGCUCCAGCAGCAUCUAUAAUGGAAAGGAUCUCUGCUAGCAAGGGAUUAAUCUCUCCUAUGAUGGCCAGGCUGGCAGCAGCUGCACUCAAGCCCUCUGUGGCACUUGAAGCAGGGAAUGGACAGCCAGCAGCUCCCGGACGGUUCAAUCCAGUUCAGGUGAAGCAGGAACCUGUGGAGGCCAUGGGAUCAUCAUCUGCCACUAGUCAGGAGUCCUUGCAGGAGCACAGCUUGGACCUGAGUGUCAAGGAUCACGGUAAUGAAUCAAAUGGCCACACAGUCUCGGCAAAUUCAUCUCUUUUAUCCUCGCUUAUGAAUAAGAUGUCCAAGACCAGUGCCAGCCUUGGCAACCUGCUGAAAAUUAAGAAAGAAGGAGAUGGCAGCCAAGCUGGGGCUGGAGAACCAACACAGUACUUGGGCAAGGCAGUGAAGGCACUUGUUCAGGAGAAGCUCUCUGAGCCAUGGAAGAUGUACCUGCGCCGGUUUGGUACCAAGGACUUCUGCGAUGCGCAGUGCGACUUUCUCCAUAAGGUGCACUUCCAUUGUGUGGUGGAGGAAUGUGGGGCCCUCUUCAGCACCCUGGAUGGAGCCAUCAAGCACGCCAAUUUUCACUUCCGAACUGAGGGUGGAACUGUGAAAAGUAACUCCGAGUCUCCCUUCUCAACCACUGCUGAGAAUAAGGCUUCACUGGCCCCUUCAUCACCAUCUGCUACUUCUGUCACCAUGGCAAGCGCUCCAGCCCUCGACGUGCCCACUCCAAGUCCAGCCACCGUGCCCUCUGCCCCCACACUACUAGCUUGGAAGCAGCUGGCUUCAGCUAUACCCCAGAUGCCUCAGAUCCCAGCAUCAGUGCCUAACCUGGCAACGUCACCCUUGGCAACGACUUCCCUGGAGAACGCCAAGCCUCAGGUCAAACCCGGAUUUCUCCAGUUCCAGGAGAAGUAA